GCAAUCGAGCUGUCAAGAGAGCGUCAGCUUAUUAGGCAAAUGCUGCGUGCUUUCUGAAGAGGGUCGACACUAUAAAAUCCCACACCAGGCUCUGGUGUGAGAAACUCGGAGCCCAAGUACGUUAAGAGACCGAAGAGAAAGAGGAAAAGACAAAGACAGAGACAAAGAGAGAGUGGGAACAGAAACAAAAGGGAAGAAAACCUUCUUUAGAGAAAGCCCCGGAGCCGUCCCUCUGCAGAGGCGACUGCGCCCGGCUCACCUGCGAAGCGCCUGGGAAGUGAGCGCCCUAACAUGCGCUUGCCGCUGCUCGUGUCCGCGGGCGUCCUGCUGCUCGCCCUCCUGCCCUGCCCGCCAUGCAGGGCCCUCCUCAGCCGGGGGCCCGUCCCGGGCGCCCGACAAGUCCCGCAGUCCCCCCAGCCCCUGGAUUUCUUCCAGCCGCCGCCUCAGCCCGGGCAGCUCCAGCCGCCGCAGUCUCGUCCGGUUCUGCUCCGCAUGGGAGAGGAGUACUUCCUCCGCCUGGGGAGCCUCAGCAGGAGCCCCGCUGCUCGCCUCUCACCCGGCUCUUCGCCCCUCGCCGCAGGCAGCCGCCCCUCGCCGGACCAGGCAGCCGCCAACUUUUUCCGCGCGUUGCAGCAGCUACAGCUGCCUCGGCGCCCGCUCGACAGCCCCGCGGAUGCCGAGAAGCGCGGCGGCGGGCGCGCUCUCGGUGGCCACCAGGAGGCAGUGGAGAGGGGGCGACGGUCCGAGGAGCCCCCCAUCUCCCUGGAUCUCACCUUCCACCUUCUCCGAGAAGUCUUGGAAAUGGCCAGGGCCGAGCAGUUAGCGCAGCAAGCCCAUAACAACCGGAAACUGAUGGAGAUUAUUGGGAAAUGAAAUGGUGCGUUUGGAGGAAAGGAUCCCACGUUUAGCACAAAAAAUAAAAAGUAAAAAAAUUUAAAAAUACAGCAUUCUGUACCAUAGCGCUGCUCCGAUAUCAUUUGUUUAUUUUUAUAUAGCUUGAAACAUAGAGAAUGUACAGGGAGAGAUUCUAUACCCCUUAAUUAGCAUGCGAAGUGUAUACACGUGCCCUACCAACGCAGUGUCAUUUAUACUGUUCACUCCCAGCUUCCGUGUCCAGGUGUCUUUAUAGCCGUGUUUUAAAAAGAACAGUAGGCUCAGGAGGAAACAUUCUGAAGCAGAUGGAAGUCGCCCAAGUGUUUUCCUGGUGGUCAGAGCCAAAGGGAAUGCCAUUCUCUUGAGUAGUGCGGAGGACUAAGUGUGUAAACUGUUUGAGUCAACUUUUUUUGUUGUAAACGUUUCAGUAAUAAAACAUCUUUCCAAUCCUU
Messenger RNA from Chinchilla lanigera (long-tailed chinchilla), 1325 nucleotides. It is a transcript of the gene Crh, whose product is annotated as corticotropin releasing hormone. Gene Ontology annotation, cellular component: extracellular region. Gene Ontology annotation, biological process: negative regulation of epinephrine secretion; positive regulation of cortisol secretion; negative regulation of glucagon secretion. Lineage: Eukaryota; Metazoa; Chordata; Mammalia; Rodentia; Chinchillidae. Bases 292 to 873 code for a protein of 193 amino acids. The transcript is spliced from 2 exons. Gene Ontology annotation, molecular function: corticotropin-releasing hormone activity. The record is from RefSeq and is a predicted model, not a curated record.